Phalaenopsis equestris is the source of this 736-nucleotide messenger RNA. RefSeq names its product programmed cell death protein 2-like. The transcript has 3 exons. NCBI's taxonomy places the organism in Eukaryota, Viridiplantae, Streptophyta, Magnoliopsida, Asparagales, Orchidaceae. The annotation marks the transcript as partial. The record is from RefSeq and is a predicted model, not a curated record.
UGUUCUGUAAAAUUUCAGGUAUAUGCUCCUAUUAAAUUGCCAAAAUUGAAUGUUGACGAAAGAGUCAUCUAUGUCUUUGGCUGUUUGACGAAAAAAUGCGGGGGUAGCCCUAAAUGCUGGCGAGCACUUCGCAUGCAAAAGUGCAAUAGCGAGAAGACUCUCAAUGGCAUCUGUGAAGAUUCCAAACCUUCUGCAAACUGCAAUGGGGAUGAGAAAAACAUGGUUAGGGGUAACGAUGGAAGUGUUGAGAAGAACUUGGUGAGUGGCGAUGAAGAAAGUGUUGAGGAGGAAUAUGAUGAUUUAUACUUUGAUGAAUUGGCUCGGGAACUUUCUGAAGCUUGCUCACAAGCUUCUCGGUCCAAGAAACCAAAUGGCUCCUUGAUUUUAGGAUCUAAUAAGACGAGUAUGAGAUCUGAGUCAACACUAAAUGGCAUAAACUCAAGCAUACCAGUGGUUCCUUGCUUUUAUAUAUAUACUCAGGAAGAUCGAUCCGUUGGUGAAGUUGCUGCUGUUUGUGCCAAUUAUGCCAAACUUUCUGUUAAACAAGAAGAUGAUUCUAAUAAUGAUAAAGAUGAUGAAGUUUGGGAAGGAGAGGGAUAUGAAUAUGAUAAGGCUUUGGGUGCUGAUAGAACUUUUUUGAAGUUCAAGAAACGGAUGGAUGCAUAUCCGGAGCAAUGUUUUAGGUGCUUUUAUAUCUGCCAUUUGCCCGCUUUUAACAUUUCAUGCUCACUCCAUU